CACCAGCUCGCCGCGCCCCAGUAGAUGGAGUUGUUUUUCGUCGUGACGGUGUGUAAGAAUCUCUGAUGCGAGCACCACUGCACCAACCGUUUUCAGAUCGACGAUCUAUGUACACCCAGACAGCCAGAGCACGCCGUGAGCCGCACAAACUUCCAGAGAAAGAGCUCGCCGUAGAAGCCCACACGUACGUACGCUGCAGCAAUCGAGAACCGAAUCAAAAGCUCGAACGAGUUCGCAUGUCCUAGCCUUGCCCUGGUAGUGUUGUCCAAGAACAAGCAGCUUCCACCCAUGCAUCCGAUGAUCAGCUGCCUCGCGGCAGUCCUCCUUCUCCUCCUCCACGUCGGCGUCGCGCCGGCGGCCAACGCCGCGCCGGGCACGUUCGUGCAUGCCGGGUGCUCGCCGUCCAGGUACGCGCCCAACACGGCCUUCGAGAGCAACCUCAACUCCCUCCUCGCCUCCAUGGCUUCCGCCGCGUCCUCCGGCGCCACCUACAACAGCUUCACCUCUGGCGCCGGACGGGAGGAGGCAGAGGCAGUAGUGGACGCCGCGGCCGAUGGCGCUGGCGCGGCGUCGUCGGCCGCCUACGGCAUGUACCAGUGCCGCGGCGGCCUGCGCCCCGGCGAGUGCGUGUCGUGCGUGCGCGACACGGUGGCGCACCUCGGCGCCGCGUGCGCCAACGCGCGCGCGGCGUCGCUGCAGUCGGACGGGUGCCUCGUGCGGUACGGCGCCCGCAGCCUCGUCGGCCGCGCCGCCGACACCUCCGUGGCGUACCUCCGGUGCAGCGCCGGCACGAGCGGCGACGCCGGGUUCCUGAGCGCCCGCGGCGCCGUCCUGGCGGAGCUGCAGCGGGGCGUGGAGGAGGCCACCACGGCCGCGGCCUCCUCGGGCGCGUACAAGGUGAGCGCGCCGGGGCCCGUGCGCGGCGUCGCGCAGUGCCUCGGCGGCAUCCCGGCGAGCCAAUGCGCCGCGUGCAUGGCGCAGGCGGUGGCGCAGCUUGGGGGCACGUGCGGCGCCGCGCUCGCCGCCGACGUGUACCUGGUGCAGUGCUCCGUGAGGUACUGGGCCAACAGCAACAACUACCGAUAGUCCCAAGAUAAUUCGGGAGAUGACGUUGGGAGGACCGUGGCGAUAAUAAUCGGUAUCAUGGCUGGUUUAGCGCUCCUCGUGGUGUUCAUCUCCUUCCUCAGAAAAACUUGUAGUUGAGCCCUCUCUUGAUUCAACUGGCUCUUCUUGCCUUGCUCUGGUUCUGCUUGAGCCAAGAUAUGAGCAGAUGGGCAGACUAGCUAACCCGGCCACACAGCAGAGAGGACCGUGCACCACUCGUCUGCUUGGAGCCAUGGAGCUCGUAGCUAGCCACCACGCAUUUUGUCGGUCGGUGACAUGGAUUAUUCAACAUCCUAGAUUCUUCAAAUUGUUUGGACAGCGGUUAUGUUCUGUUUUUUUUUUAAUCUUAAACCUGGCCUGUGGAUUUCAGCCUUGCAA
Messenger RNA from Panicum virgatum (switchgrass), 1482 nucleotides. RefSeq names its product plasmodesmata-located protein 8-like. The transcript is spliced from 2 exons. Gene Ontology annotation, cellular component: plasmodesma. The coding region runs from base 289 to 1086 and encodes 265 amino acids. NCBI's taxonomy places the organism in Eukaryota, Viridiplantae, Streptophyta, Magnoliopsida, Poales, Poaceae. The record is from RefSeq and is a predicted model, not a curated record.